AGCAGGGGUAAAAGUGUAUUAUUCACGCGGAAGAUGCGGUGUAGUGCGGGGUUUCGAUACUCAAGGAUGCCGACAGUCUGCUAAGAGAGACUAACACUACUUUGGCCGUGAUCUGUGCUCUUUGGCUAAUGAAAUGGGUGAAUUCCAUCCCGUGGCUAUCUGGGAAUUCUGAUUGCCCGUCUUCUGGAGCCUUACUCCCAGUCAACACCCACAACUUUGGCUUAACUUGAUGCGCCAAGUUUGUAUGUCACACCCACGACACUGGGCUCCACAGGAUUUACAAGGCUCAGCCUACAACCACGAUCUCCUCAUAGUUCCGGCAGAAGGAGUCUAUUAAAGCGCUCUCGAAUGCGCUAGCAAGAUUGCGCCCACCGGUCUCAAAACCCAACUAACUAGAUGGGAAAUUUAUCACACGAGUCCUCCACAUUCCUCUCGUUUCGUUGAUCCAUUUUUUCUGACCACAUAUCGCCUCCAUAAUACCACCCCGAGGUCACCUUCUAUCAAAGUAGGAGGAUUCUCCAGCCGGAAGGCGUAAGCGCUCACGGCCACGCGACGCCUCUGUCCAGAAAUACUGUAUCCUGGGAGAAAAAAUGCAGCACUGAUCGGAGCCAGUGUUUCUGACGUACGAGGCUUUUUCCUUGACUUCCUGGGGCUGUGGAAACGCCUUCUAGGUCGCGAUUGAAAUUUCGGAAGCCGCUCGAACACUUUGGUUUCGCUACUCUCCAGCGCCGGAGGGAAAACCACCGACAAUGGCCGAGGAUCUGGAUACGAGCAAAAUUAAAAACUGGCGAUCCAUAAUUACUCUGAUUGUCUUCGUGAUAACAAAUAUUAUCGUGCUUUUCCCGUUCAACAUCCCGAUUUACGUCCCACGAUGGUUCUACAAUGCGACACUAGAUACCCUGAGUGCUUUGCGCAUCAUACCUUCUCGCAAACUUUCUCCGCAUCAUCAAGAUGAGCGAAGCGUCUGGGUGCGACUCAACGUACCCCUCAACUUCGUCACUGCACCCUUGGCAGCCGAUCUCUUCUUAUUGGCUAUCUUGGCUAUCGGGCGGAAGGAAGUACAUGAUGGAACGAUCGGUGCCGACAACAUUUCUCCGAUUGAUAUCAUGGCUUUCUUCCUGACACUUGCCUACAUUGCGAUCUCGAUCGAUGCCUCUGGUCUUAUUCGGUGGCUCGCAUUCAAGGUACUCCAAAGAGGAGGUGGGGUAGGCCACCGGCUAUUUUUCUACCUCUAUGCGUUUUUCUUCGGACUGGGCAGUUUUAUCGGCAAUGACCCUAUUAUUCUCUCCGGUACAGCAUUCCUUGCCUACAUGACUCGAGUGUCCAGCAAUAUCGUGCACCCGAGAGCCUGGAUCCACAGUCAGUUUGCCGUGGCCAAUAUCGCAUCGGCAGUCUUGGUCUCCUCCAAUCCGACGAAUUUGGUGCUUGCUGGCGCUUUUGAGAUCAAGUUCAUCGUAUACACCGCCAACAUGAUCGUUCCAGUGGUAGCCACCGCUAUCGUCAUCUUCCCUUUUCUGUUAUACAUCAUCUUUGCUGAUGAGUCUCUCAUCCCCUACUCCAUUCAAAUGCACGAGCUCUCCGAGGAAGCCAAAGCCAGGAAGCCCGUCAACCCCAAUAUUCCCCACGCCAGGGGCAACGCCGAAGAAGAGGAAGAGAUGAAUAACGAAAAUGGCAAAUUGCUUUCUCUCGAAGAAAUCAUGAAUCCAUUUUUGGACAAGGGAGGCGCUGCAUUCGGCGCGGUGAUUAUGGCUGCGACACUCAUCACUCUUCUUGCAAUCAACGCCGCAAGCCAGUCUGGCCAGGAGCAUCCCGUAUUCUGGGUUACCUUGCCUGGUGCCUUCGUGAUGUUCUGCUGGGACCUUGCAUCUGGUUGGAUCCAUAGGCAUGAGACGCGGGAAAUUGCCGCUAAGGGACGUCGAGAAGUGGAAACCGCGAGGGCGGAGAGGGAUCGACAAGAGUCACUUCGAAAUUUGCAAGAGCAAGCUGAUGAUACUAGUGUUCGUCAUGGGCGAUCGGGCACUCGGGAGAUUUCAUCACAAAGCCCCUCUCGAGGCUCCGUGGACGGUGGUAGGGUCUCUCACGAUGACCCGGAAAGUAGCAGCAGCGGCACACGAGCUUUGCCUGAUGGCUAUGAGAAGCAUCUCUCAGAGCUGGAAUACUCGAGAGAUGAGACUUUCUCAAAGAGGCCGGUGUCAGUUAGGGUAAUGGAUGAUUCGCAUAAGCUCACUCUCAGUGCUUCGCCCGAGCCUCUGGAAGUGACCCCCACUUUUGCAGUAGACGAGGAGAAGAGGGACAACAUGGACCUAGGAGAGACAAAUUCACACCGAACUCUGGUGUCUCUGACGAAAGAUCUCCACCGGUGGCUGCAGGAGACUUUCCCAACCGUCACCGUGGUGGUCUCGCACAUGCCAUUUCCGCUUGUUCCGUUCGCCCUAUCCAUGUUCGUCCUCGUCCAGGCACUCGUCACAAAGGGAUGGGUGCCUGUGUUUGCGUAUGGAUGGGAUCACUGGGUCGACAAAACAGGAACGGUAGGGGCAAUCGGCGGAAUGGGCUUUCUGUCCGUGAUUCUUUGCAACUUUGCCGGAACAAACAUCGGCACGACGAUUCUCCUCUCCCGCGUCAUUCAAGCGUGGCAACAGAUUCAUAUCAACAACGGGAUUCCGAUUAGCGAUCGCACAUUCUGGGCUUCUGUGUAUAGUAUGGCCAUUGGUGUUAAUUACGGCGCGUUCAGCACCGCUUUCAGCGCAUCGCUAGCUGGUCUUUUGUGGCGGGAUAUCUUAGGAAGAAAGCAUAUUCGCGUUGGGAGUAUCGAGUUUGCCCGAGUCAAUCUCCCUAUCAUUGCCAUCGCCAUGGCUGUUGGAUGCACAGUCCUCGUCGGCCAGAUCUACAUUACGCGAAAACCGACUCCUUAUGACGCAUGAUUGCCCUUUGGCAAUCAAUUGAUAUGAUAUAUGAUUUUCUUGUUCUCUCAUUUUUUGAGACCUAUUUGUUCUAUCCCUGAUUAGAUUAAUCUCCAUGCUCAUCAAUACUUCGCACUCUGAGAUACACACCCUACUAUACACUGGCCGGAUCUUCCGGACCAAACUGGGCCUCCCAGUAUUUUUUCACACCGCUGCAAACGCCAGUGCUGUUCUUCCAACUUUCAAACCGCGUUUCCAGCUCACAUCCAGUCCAAAGUAUGUCUGCCCAGAACUGUUUCUCGACGUCACGACCAAAAGCAUUGAUGGUAUCUUCCGGGAUGGUCCAAGCCCGUGUAUAUGACCAGUCAUCGUUGAAAGCAGGCUUCACAGCGUGUUCCUUGGAGAAAACGGUGGCUGGAUUGAACUUGGGGAAAUUCGCGUGAAUGAAGAACGGAUGUGGAGCCAACGCCUUUGACCCAUUCACCCUCCAUUCACCCUUCUGGACUAGCUUGUAAUCCUCGAUGGGAUUAAAUUGGACCAUUGCUGAUCCAGCAAGCCCGCCUUCUGUUCGAUGUCCCAUAGCACAAAUAGGCUCGCUGACUUGGUAGAACGGUUCACCUAGCGCAGCAGCAGCAGUGAUGAAAGUUUCCUUGUCGCCCUCGCCCGCUGCGCCCUGCGAAAGAAGA
Molecule: messenger RNA, 3586 nt
Organism: Penicillium brasilianum
Lineage: Eukaryota; Fungi; Ascomycota; Eurotiomycetes; Eurotiales; Aspergillaceae
Source: the annotation of a GenBank genome assembly